AUGACAGAGGAAGUUCACGGGAAGUUUCUUGAGUUUCUUGAAAACUCGCCCAAAGUAAGGCAUCAGGCCGAGCAAGCAAUAUACACGAACGAGCAAGUGCUUACUAUUGAUCUUCAGGAUAUCAACGCAUACUCUGUGGAUUUGUAUGUAGACCUUCUGAAGAACUUUUCACGAGACGUGGAUAGAAUUAACAACAGUACGGAAGUGUUUACCAAAAAGACGUUUUCUGCUGCAUUGGAGUACACGUCGUUUUGGAACAGCCACGUUGUGUAUAAGAUCAGGCAGCUCAAGAGCGAGCGGUUGGGACAGCUUAUAAGCUUCAGUGGAACAGUUACAAGAACAACACAAGUAAGGCCGGAGCUGGUCAACGGGUCGUUUGCAUGCAAGAUAUGCAACAGUGUUGCUGCAAAUGUUGCACAGGAGUUCAAGUACACAGAGCCCUUGACAUGCCCGAACCAUCUGUGCACAAAUAGAAAGCAGUGGGCACUGGACAUGAGCAAAAGCAAAUUCAGCAAUUGGCAAAGAGUGCAUGUUCAGGAAAACACAGAGGAGAUUCCUGCUGGGUCUUUGCCAAGGAGUAUGGAUGUGAUAGUAAGGAAUGAGCUUGUUGAGAAGAUCAGGGCUGGAGAUAAGAUUGUCAUGACAGGGUAUCUGAUAGUUGUCCCUGAUGUUAUUCAAUUGAUGAUGCCGCAAAGCAAGGUGGUUCCUAUGCAUGAAGGAGAGGGCGGGGAGGCAAAGAAGAAACGGAACAUCAACAUCAAGGACCUGAAUCACAAGAUGGUUUUUAUGUGUAUCCAUGCAGAUUGCAGAAGCACGGAGGAGGAGUUUACAAAUGAGGAGCUUGCAAUAAUCAACGAGAUGAAAGCAUCAUCGGACCUGUAUUAUAAGCUAAGCCAGAGUAUGUUUCCGUCAAUCCAUGGGCAUUACUCGAUCAAGAAUGCGAUUUUGCUAAUGCUUGUUGGUGGAGUUGGAAAGAAGGCAGAAGGCGGAACCAGUCUUAGAGGAGAUAUAAAUGUACUGCUCGUUGGAGAUCCUGGAACAGCAAAGUCGCAGUUUUUGAAGCAGACGAGUGCGUUUCUGCCAAGAAGUGUGUAUACAUCUGGAAAGAGCAGCAGUGCAGCAGGACUUACAGCAAGUGUAGUGAAGGAUGGCGAAACUGGAGAGUUUACGAUUGAUGCAGGAGCAUUGAUGCUGAGCGACACUGGGGUAUGCUGUAUCGAUGAGUUUGACAAGAUGAACUUCAAGGAUCAGGUGAGCAUCCAUGAAGCGAUGGAGCAGCAAACAAUAACGAUAUCGAAGGCAGGCAUCAAUGCAACGUUGAAUGCAAGAAGCAGUAUUCUUGCAGCAGCGAAUCCCAUAAAGGGCCGGUACGACAAGAAGAAGACGCUGAGGCAAAACAUCAAUCUGAGUGCGCCUGUGAUGUCAAGGUUUGACCUGUACUUUGUACUGAUUGACGAUGUGAAUCCCGAAAACGACAGGAAUGUUGCAAUGCAUGUGCUGAACAACCAUGCAUCGCUGAGCGAGGCUGGAAGCAUAAGCAGCUACUUUACACCUGAACAAGUGAAGUUGUAUCUGAGGCAUGCGAGAGGAAAGAAGCCAAGGAUGACUGAUGAAGCCAAGGAUCUGUUGGUAAGGAAGUAUGUUGAAAUACGGCAGGACAGCCUGGUCCACAGCAGCAAUUAUAUGAUGACUGCUAGGCAUCUGGAAAGCCUGAUUAGGCUGAGCGAAGCACUUGCAAAGAUUCAUGAUGUUGAGCUUGUUAGCAGGGAGUAUGUUGAGGAAGCACACAGGCUGAUGAAAAGCAGCGUGAUCGAGAUAAAAGGAGAAGACAUAGAGGUGAUAGCGAGGACAGAUGAGCAUCCCGGGUUUGCUGUGAAUCAUAAGGAUUAUGUGCGAAUAACGAGUUCGCUUAUAUACCUGAUCAAGACCAGGGAUCCCAUGGAGAGGCAUGAGCUCCUAGAAGCGUUUAUGUCAGAAAGUGAACCGUACAUUGAAAGUGAAAGAGCGUUUCUAGAUGAGAAUGUCAAGGUUGAAAACGUGUUGUCGUUUUUGAUUGCAAAAGAGGGUGUUCUGUUUGUAUGCGAUGGAAAGAUCCAUGUGCAUCCAAACUAUGAUGUGUAG
Ordospora pajunii is the source of this 2121-nucleotide messenger RNA. RefSeq names its product minichromosome maintenance complex protein. Gene Ontology annotation, molecular function: single-stranded DNA binding; ATP binding; single-stranded 3'-5' DNA helicase activity. The record is from RefSeq and is a predicted model, not a curated record. The coding region runs from base 1 to 2121 and encodes 706 amino acids. Gene Ontology annotation, biological process: DNA replication initiation; double-strand break repair via break-induced replication; mitotic DNA replication. The transcript has a single exon. Gene Ontology annotation, cellular component: MCM complex; nucleus. NCBI's taxonomy places the organism in Eukaryota, Fungi, Microsporidia, Ordosporidae.